AGAAAGUGAAUAGCAGCAUGCCUGCGUUGGGCCUUGCCAAUGUGAUCCCAAGAUGGCUCUUGCUGCAUGACAGAGCUCCUGUCUACAACUUGCCAGAUGAGAUUGGCUAUUGGUGCGUAUGCAUAGUUGGAACGUUCUUCGGCAUCCUGUGCGUGCUGGGGAUUCUGCUUUUUUGUGCUCGAAUCUCAACACCUCGAGCAGAGCUGCUCCGGCAUUCAGCUUUUGUAAUGCUUCACAUCACGGACUAUGUCACAAACAUCCUUACCAUGGUUAUAGUAUGUUUGGUUGACCAUCAGAGAUACUUCUAUGUGCUCCUUUUGUCGCACUUGGUCAUUGGAUGCUUUUGCACAUACACGGCCUCCACCCGCCUGGAGUGGCAAAAAUGGUGCUGCGUGCCGUUCAUCAAUUUCUUCAUUAUGGUUAUUUUCAUGGGGCUCAUGCAGGGCGUUCAGCUAUGUAUGGCGCAUGAUGAUUACACGCGACGGCGACAACGCUCACUGACUGCCGAGCUGAAUGCCGAGCAGCGAGUUCCCGCCAUGAUGCCUGCUCGAUUUCACAGCAAGGCUAUGGAUGGUCUUCUUGAAGGAUCAGUCUUUGCAUAUGUCGCGAUGUACGCGUUGCUGAAAGACAACUGGGCUGAGCCACGGUUCAACCCGGUGCAGCUGCAACAGGAAUGGUACACCCCUUGCCUGUACAUAGGUGCUGUUUGCAGCAUGCUCAACGUGGGCCUUGCACUAGUGGAGAUUGACCACCGGACAUCAGCCUGCGUGCAGACUGUGCUCAAUGUCAACCAGUCUUCCUUGGCAUCUGCUCGACAUUUAUCGUUCAGAGCAGCAGAAUUCUCCAUGCGGCUGUUGACACUUCUUGCGUUUUGCACAUUCAUGCGGCCACUGCGAUUCUGGUGGAUUGCCUACGUGCUGGUCGCAGCUGACUAUAUCUUUGGAGUGGCACUGUUGAUCCUCCUUGGUGGCCGUGACCCAAUUCGCGAGGCAUCUGUGGUACUGGGGGUGCCCUUGUUCAUGGUCAAUAUUAUGCAGUUUGUGGAUGCUCCCGGUAUGAGCCUCCAGGCUAGACAGAUCUCUGAAAUCAUGGUGCCGUUGCGCAGUUUCGAAUUUGUGGGUGUCCUGCUGUUCUGCGUCUUUUGCCCUGCCAAGAUCAGAGUUGUCGGCGAGACGGAGGACUUUGGGAUGGUGUCCUUCAUCCUGAAGUUCCACCCUUCCUGGGCUGUGUGCUGGGCAGCAAGUGUUUUCAUUUACUACCUCCUGCUAGCAACUUAUGCUGCCAGGACCAAGCCUGGCGCUGAUUUGCACAGUGCUGUGGCGUAUGGUGAAGUUGAAGUGCUCCGCAAUCUUCUUCGCAGCUCCGAGUUGGUUCUGGACAUCUCCCGCUUUGGCCCUGACGGCCGGAACCCACUUCACUUGGCAGCACGACGAGGGCAGGUUGAAUGCAUGAAGCUCCUGGUUGAGGAAAAGGCAGACUUACAGGCGCAGACAGGCAACAAGCAGCAGCACAUGGCUCUCCACUUGGCAGCAAUGAAUAAGGUGCCUGAUGCGGCACGAUUUCUAUGUCAGGCUUGUCAAGGUGAUCCUCGCAUUCUGAAUGCUACUAAUGCAGAAGGCGACACACCCCUGCACAUCGCAGCAAGAUGCCAAAAUGUAGAUGUGCUGCGUGAACUUUUGCAUCAUCCAGGCAUUCAAGUCAGGAUAUUGAACAAAAAGGGGCUUGUUCCUGCAGAGUGUGCGCCAUCCGACAAGUUUAGCUUCGACCGGGACAGCGCAGAGUGUGCCGUAGCUGACCUUCUCAGAGUUGCAGAGGUUGACCCCAAUUCUUUGGCAAACGCUAGAGCUAGCGCUGACGAGUCAGGCUCUUCGUCACCAGGCAUUCAGGUCAGUCCCGAGCCAGCCCAGGAAAUGUCAGAUUUUCGACAGAGGUGCGGGAGCCAGUUCGAUUCAGGUCAGGCUCCUGAGGCGCCCAGGCGAGCAAGCGCAGAGAACUCCGUACCCUUGAUGUCUGUCCCGCGUGGAGCCGAGGAGAACUUUGUGAGGGCGUCGCAGGGCACGGGAAUGCAAGUGUCGACAGAUGCUCCACUUGCGGUUACCAAUUGUGGUUUGUCUUCGUUCAUGCUGAGUGCUGGUCUCGGAGCCGUGAGCAGAUUCUUCCUAGGGUCCAUUGCAGAAGAUGCAGAGAAAGGCUUCAAUGACUCGGAGACACCAACUGUCAGCAUUGAGGACUUUGCAGAGAUGCGCCUCCUUGGCGAGGGCGCUUUCGGAAAGGUUGUCUUGGUGAGACACAAAGAGACUGGGGAGUUGUACGCCAUGAAGACGAUGGAAAAGGCCAAAUUCAAAGCCCAGAAGAUCACGAGCAAAGCGCACAGCGAGCAGUUCAUUUUGAGAACCACAAGGCAUCCCUUCGUGGUCCAACUGCAUUUCGCUUUUCAAUGCUCAUACUUUUGGGCACUGGUGAUGGAUUACUGUCCGAAUGGUGACCUUCAGGCAUGCAUGAUAAAGCACGGUAUUCCUGGACUGUUGCUGGAGGACGCAGCUCGAUUUUCUGGAGAAGUACUGCUAGCGCUGGAACACCUGCAUGGCAUCAGAGUCAUUUUCCGUGACCUGAAGCUGGAGAAUGUAGUUGUUGACUCCAGCUUUCGAGCCAAAGUCACAGACUUCGGUUUGGCAAAGAAACUCUACACCGCUAGCGAUGCAAACACCAUGUGUGGUUCUUACGGCUAUGCGGCACCAGAGAUCAUGCUGAAUGCAGGAAGGUACACGUAUGCAGUUGACCUGUACUCCUAUGGUGUGCUGCUUUACAUGCUGGUAAGUGGUGGAGAGACUUCUCAGCGCAAUCCAAUGCAGAAGAAUCGGCUGCCUCCGAAGAACCAUGGGCAGCUGAAGAAGAAAUUGAGGGACUCGGAAAAGGACCUAACAGUGAAAUGGGCACGGCCAGAAACAGUGGUCAUGCCGCUUCUCAAAAUUUUGCUGUCAGAGGACCCACGGGAGCGCACCAAUUCGACCGCAUUGAAAUCGAAUGCCUUUUUUGCCAAGUACUUGAAAGAGCCAGUGGAUGCCUUGCUGGAAGAGCGCAAGUAUCGUCCACCCCAGACGCUAUCGUAGUUCUACUUUUCUCACACCAGCAGCGCACAAUGUUUCAGUUGGCAUGAAGAGUUUCUGCUCACUGCGCAGCACCCACUAGCGACCAGUGC
Messenger RNA from Effrenium voratum, 3199 nucleotides. The record is from the annotation of a GenBank genome assembly. Lineage: Eukaryota; Dinophyceae; Suessiales; Symbiodiniaceae.